This is a messenger RNA of Ornithodoros turicata, 1932 nucleotides long. RefSeq lists its product as uncharacterized. The record is from RefSeq and is a predicted model, not a curated record. Bases 433 to 1920 code for a protein of 495 amino acids. The transcript is spliced from 10 exons. NCBI's taxonomy places the organism in Eukaryota, Metazoa, Arthropoda, Arachnida, Ixodida, Argasidae.
UCUUUCAUUCUUUCCUCCUUUCUUCCAUGGCGGUAAUUGAACAUGUUAACAUGUUCGCGGCAAAAAGUUUAAAGCUCCUAGCACGCUUCUAGUAGUAAUGGCAAAGUAGCUUCAAGUGUUGUUUAGAAGCACCCUUUACUCUUUACUUCGAGGCGAAUUAGAUUGGUGCUCUGUCAAUGGAGACGACAUUGGGAUCGUCGCUACACAAAGAGGCUGUCUGACAUUACGUUGCUCCGGGAUUGUCGGGGACGAAUAACAAUUGGAGAAGCAACCAGGACAGAACAUCAAGGGAGCAGGACAUACACACCCCAUGCUCGAGCCAGUCGAGAAAAACAAGAUUCCAUCUUCAGAACGCAGGACAAAGGGCGUUUACUUCUCAUUAAAGAAGAGCCAAGUGAUACCUGUGCGUUUGAGUUCUUGAGUCCCAGCCAUAUGGGUCCACAGCUGCAAGAAAUGCGCCCAUCCCCAAAGUUCACUGUUCAGCUUUCCAGAGUAAAAGUGGAACCUCCUGAUGCUGCAGGCCUACAUGAACAAGGCCAGAUUCAGGAACAGUGCAGCGGCGACUCUCCAUCAAGAAGCAAUAGCUACGGAGUGACAGCUGGGACGUGUGACAUUAAAGAAGAACCUCGAGAGGAAUCUUCAAAGGAACAUCCAAUCAUGGAAGUCAAAACGGAGCCUUAUAACGUUGCACUCUCGACUGAGCAGGACCAGAUGGGACACGGCUGUGAAUCAAAAUCAGAAGAAACCACAAGCGACCUGAUUCGAUCCAUGCUGGAUGGAAAUAUGGCAAUCCCUCGCAUUUUGAACUGCGACGAUGUGCCACAAAGCCAGAAGCAGCAAAGAUGCAAAGAAAGGGAAGCAAGAGAAAAACAAAUGAAGAGGGUUUUACAGAAGACAACGCAUGAAGAAUGCAGUGCUAAUGAGCCACCACCCAAGAAGGCACCGUCAGCUGGGUCGGAGUGUUGUGAUGCUGGCUGUAAGCAAAUGAUGCUGCGGUACAAGGACAUUCUGGGUGCUGAAAGGAAAGUUAAGCAAGAUCUUCAACACAAAGUUGAAAGUUUAGAAGAAAGGUUGUCGGCAUUAGGGGAAAGACUGCAAGCUGUGGAAGGGGAGUUAUCUGCAGAAAGGAUCCUGUGUCGCCGUAUCCAAGACACACUUCUCAAGAAGUUUGAAAUUAUCCCCGCAUCCAGAGAAGAACAAGGGAUGAAGCAAGGUGACUACGGGCUACUCGCAUCAUCAGAGCAAAUACAGGCAGCCUGCCGUACUAUAAAUCACUGUGAGGUUGCAGAAGAAGGGCAAAGGCGUGCAGAUAAUCAAGCGACAAUCCCAGAGGGGCCUCAUGCAACUUUCCUUGAGGAACAACAGGCCUACACCCAUGUUUCACGGGAAAACAGAGAACCUUCAGCUGCUACACAGCUUGCUGUAGAGAAUGCUUCCCCUGUGGUCCCGACUGACACCACAAAGGCAGCUCCAGGCUCCAAGCCCGCUUGCCGACGGAAGAAAUACAAAGCCCCCAAAAGAGAAUUUGUCAUCGAUGAAAUUAGGAACACCAGUACCAUGACAAUGUUCUCUAUGGUGGAUGACAAAGUGCAUCUGGGGAACGAUGUGUAUGUUAAAAAGGAGAAGCUCGAAUGGGCAAUGGCGUCCAAGAGGGACUCGACAUUCUGCCGAGAGCUUUCUCGGCAGCUUUGGAGGGAGACUGACCUCCAGGGUCGAAGCUUGAGUGGCACCAUCAGCAAUCGUUAUGCUAAGACUGGUAUUCCCCCGAAGCCUGCCUUGACACCCCAAAAAGUUCAGGCCCUUGCAAAUGCAUACCAACGAUAUGUCAACACAAGGCCCUCAGAUGUUUCGAUGUCCAAAAGGCUUGGCAGUUUCGUUUUUCAUAUGAGAAGCUUCCUGAAUGAUAUGAAUAAAGAAUAAGCAUCUAGUCCA